Xiphophorus maculatus (southern platyfish) is the source of this 1457-nucleotide messenger RNA. RefSeq names its product mitochondrial rRNA methyltransferase 1 (gene mrm1). Gene Ontology annotation, biological process: rRNA methylation. The transcript has a single exon. Gene Ontology annotation, cellular component: mitochondrion. Gene Ontology annotation, molecular function: RNA methyltransferase activity; RNA binding. Bases 195 to 1364 code for a protein of 389 amino acids. Lineage: Eukaryota; Metazoa; Chordata; Actinopteri; Cyprinodontiformes; Poeciliidae. The record is from RefSeq and is a predicted model, not a curated record.
UCCGCACAUGUGCAUAGUUCACGUACAAGCUGCAGAUAUUUCUUCAAUAGGCGAAAAUACUCCCAUCUGAGACUCAACAACGCUUUGUAAAAUGUAUGACCACAUGGAGUGACCUGAGGACUACAGACGUUUUUGGCAAGUUUCAUUUGGACGGACUGUAAUUGCAUCUCGACCUUUUUUGCAGCUAUUUUAACAUGUGGCUCAGCAGCUCUACCCACCAGCACAAGUUUGUUCUUGACUGGUGCCGAAAACUGUCCAGACCAGUGUCCUCUAUGGGGCCUCCAGCAGAGACUUCCCACCUGAGCCCAGAGGACAGAAACCGGGACCCUGCGUUCAAAAGGCGCCACAGAGGGUCAAAUCCCUCCACUGCUCCACAUCACCCUGCUGUAGCUGAAAGGAUAGCAGAUCGUAAGAGGUCAUUCAAGGAUAAAUCCUCAAAGAAUGAUAUCCCACCACCACAGAAUCAUGGGAGAGGGGGAGUCUUCAAGGUAUCGUCUGAGCUUAGGAAACUGAGUCUGGAAGACUUCCCUGCAGACAAAGAGAGGCAGCUGAGACCAAAGCAAGAAGAUACAGCUGAUGUUGUCUUUGGCAUUGCUCCUUGUCUCCUGGCUCUCACUCAGGGGAGAAGGAAGGUCUACCAACUGUUGGUUAAAGAUGGUGAGACCUCUCUGAGGGCCUCUGUCUUAUCGGUAUGUGAGGAAGCACAUCGGCGAGGGGUACAAGUCAGUCGGGUCAGCAAGAAGGAUCUGGACAAGAUGUCCUCUGGAGGAGUACAUCAGGGAGUAUGUCUGCGAGCCAGUCCCCUGAACUUUCUCACCUUUGACUCUGAAUCCAACACAAGUGGGCAUGGCAUCCCUCUGUGGCUGGUCCUGGAAAGAAUCCAGGACCCGAUGAACCUGGGCGCCAUCCUGCGCUCUGCUUAUUUCCUCGGCGUGGACAGGGUGAUCAGCAGUCUUCGCCAUAGCUGCCCGCUGUCUCCCGUGGUCAGCAAGGCCAGCUCGGGCGUCAUGGAGGCCAUGAGGGUGUAUGGGUGUGACAGCCUGGAAGACAUGUUGAGGACGAAGGUGAAACAGGGUUGGCAGGUGGUUGGGACAGUGGGAGCAGAUCCGGAGGAGUCCCGGAUUCCUGUUGCCUCUUGUUCGGACUUUCAGGUGACGAGGCCGACGAUGCUGCUGAUGGGAAGCGAGGGGGAAGGGCUCUCCGGGAAGCUCCUCUCCGUGUGCCAAACCCUGCUCACGAUCCCAGCUGGUAGAGACUUGGCACCCGGAAUUGAGUCUCUGAACGUCUCUGUGGCCGCAGGCAUCAUGCUGCACUCUCUGCUCACAAAGUCCAGAUGUUUGUCGCAGAAGGAAAGUAGACCUUAAUGCGCUGGUAAAUAAUGUCUGGGUGAAACCUGAAAUUAUAAAGCUGGUGAUUUACUGGUAUUAUUAUCAAUAAACAUUUUCCAAAAUCUAAAA